AUGCUCGUCGUGCUGGCGCCCGUCUUCGUCGCUCAGCUGGUCACCUUCAAGUGCGACAUUGCCGAUAGCGCCAAGUGCUUGCAGGCGUCCCCACUACUCCUGCUCGGCAACGAGACCAACGGCGCCGACGCCACAGUGUGGCCUCAUGGCUCGGAACUCUUGGGCGACCUGUCUCCUUCACCUCCUCCCCCGCCGCCCUCGCAGCCAGACGAGAGCGAGCCUUCUUCGGCGUCAGAAUUCUUGGCAGACUCGCCACCGUUGCCGCCGCCGCCGAUGCCACCCGCACUGCCUGACGAGAGCGAGCCCCCUUUGGAGCCGCCUCCUGCAGAGUGCAAUGACAGCAACCCGGCGUGCAAGAUCUGGGCCGCAAAGGGAGAGUGCGCGAAAAACCCAUUCUUCAUGCGGAAGAACUGCUGCUGGAGCUGCCGACCGCAGUCUGGAGCCGUGCUUCAGUCGGAUGGCGCGAACGAGCAGCAUCCUGGCAAGCAGUCAGAGGGCAGGCCGCCAGAGGUGCCCGUGGCCUUCCAGUGCGAGGACAGGCGCGAGGACUGCAGCGACCGCGCAGAGAGGGGCGAGUGCAAGAGCGACGCCUCCGUCUUGAGCGACUGUUGCCAGUCUUGCGACGCGGUCGCAAGCCGCAUUUCAAAGCUCGCGUGCGUCGACACCUUUGCCGAUUGCCAGGCUUGGGCGCGGACGGGAGAAUGCGAGCGGAACCCGGGGCUGAUGCGCGAGCGCUGCUGCAACGCCUGUAGCGACAUUGACCGCUUUGGCAAGGACACCUGCCCUGCCGAGGCCGACUCAGCCGCCUGCGAGGUGCGCGUCAAACAGGGGCAGUGCAUCUCCAACCCGCGCGCGAUUGCGGACGAGUGCUGCCGCUCGUGCCUCGACUGGCAGGACGGGACGAUGCACUGCGCCGAUACGGCACCCACCCAGUGCGGCCGGUGGGCUGCUGAGGGCGAGUGCCAUGCCAACCCGGGCUUCAUGACGCAGAGCUGCUGCGGCACGUGCACGCACCCGUGCUGCGCCGAUCCGAAUUGCGUGCCGCCGCCGCCGUGA
Molecule: messenger RNA, 1056 nt
Organism: Emiliania huxleyi CCMP1516
Lineage: Eukaryota; Haptophyta; Isochrysidales; Noelaerhabdaceae
Exons: 3
Coding region: 1-1056 (351 amino acids)
Source: RefSeq, a predicted model, not a curated record